ACAUUCCGUUCUGUACAUUGAACAUGAACUUUGGUCAGAUUCCGUCCGAGUGUAUGCGUCGGCUGAAUUGUGUAACUGGCCUUUGUGGAGUAUUAAGUAAAAAUCAAAAAUCAAUGACCAACUUGUGUAAGCCAGGAAAGGUUCAACGUCCACGAACUGAACGCUAGUUUGUCGAACCUAACUCUGAAUCUGGACGACUGUAUUCCUUAUUUCCAAGCAUGACUUCUUGGAUCGAAACCCUGUGGAACUCCUCCUGGGCCCGACUGGCCAUCAUUGAUUUUGGCAUCCAAUGGGUGGGAUGCACUCUCGCCGUGGCUUUCAAAACCGAAAAAUUCUAUGAUCUCGCAGGUUCCUUGACCUUCAUCACCAUGUCCUUAUUAAGUUACGAGUGGAGCAAACAUACUUGGCGUCAAUUCAUCCAAUCCCACAUGAUCGUAGCGUGGGCUGCUCGACUUGGCUUGUUCUUGUUCAUCCGGAUCUUAAAAGAUGGAAAGGAUAGUCGUUUUGACGACGCCAAACGCCAACCUUUGAAAUUUUGUGCCUUCUGGAACUUGCAAGGGGUUUGGGUAAUUGUGACGUUAUUACCGACCCUGUUCUUAAAUGAUGCGACUCGAGAUCCUCGAUUGGGGGUUCGAGACUAUUUAGGAUGGACCCUAUGGGCUGUGGGCAUGUUUUUCGAGGUGACUGCUGAUCUACAAAAGACCAUGUUUCGAAAUCAGCCCGAGAACAAGGGCAAGUUCAUCCGAUCUGGUUUGUGGGCCAUCUCCAGACAUCCCAAUUAUUUUGGAGAGAUAUUGCUUUGGUUUGGAUUGUACAUCUCGGCUUCCAGUGUGUUCCGUGGCUGGGAAUUCGCCUCGGUGCUUUCGCCAAUUUUCAUCUAUUUGCUGAUAACCAAAGUGUCUGGAAUUCCUCUGUUGGAGAAAUCCGCCGACAAGAAAUGGGGCAAUCUGGCCGAAUACCAAAAAUACAAACGAAGCACAUCUGUCUUGGUUCCAUUUCUGAAUUGUCGCCCGCCUUGGAGACCCAAAUCCGAUAUCUCAUUUGUUGACGAUAACCCAACCAAUCCUGAUCCAAUAGACGUGCAAUCGAUGGCAUCGCAGCCUUAAUAAUCAAAACAAUACCAACAUGAAGCAAAACCAAAGAUGUUCAAGCAUUUAUCGAGGGAUGUUUGGCGAUCACCUUGAAUCAUCAGCUGAGAAUUUUCUGAGGCAAUUGCAAAUUGUCUCAAUCAAUGAACACAAUAGAUUACGAGAAGAAAGACUAUGAUUGUUUCUUAGGUGCAGUUUUAAAAUACACGCGAGAACAAAUUUUAA
Tigriopus californicus is the source of this 1313-nucleotide messenger RNA. RefSeq lists its product as uncharacterized. The coding region runs from base 219 to 1106 and encodes 295 amino acids. Gene Ontology annotation, cellular component: membrane. The record is from RefSeq and is a predicted model, not a curated record. The transcript has 6 exons. Lineage: Eukaryota; Metazoa; Arthropoda; Copepoda; Harpacticoida; Harpacticidae. Gene Ontology annotation, molecular function: oxidoreductase activity, acting on the CH-CH group of donors. Gene Ontology annotation, biological process: lipid metabolic process.